AUGCAGACCUGCCAUUUGGCUAAACAAGCUUUUGACGAGGCAAUUGCAGAGUUGGACACUCUUGUUGCAGACCCGCAACCAUCCUCUCUCAAACAGAAAUGGGUCUCUCUUGUUGUCCCAAAAAUGGGUCUGCAAAAGAUUGUUUGGACGGCGAGUUCAUCUUCUCCGUCCGAUCAUCUUCUCCGGCCUCGGUUGCCCGAUCACCGUUGUUCAAGAAUGGAGUGCGACACACCGUUUGAUGAUUCGUGCAUUGCAUGGUUGGGGGCCAAUUCAAUCAUUCCCAUGGCCGACCCAAAACCAUACCCACAAUUCUACGUUGACUUCCAGGUACGGUUCACAUAUCCUCCGUCCGAUUUCAUGGACGACAAUGAUGAUUCGGAGGGGGAGGACGACGACGAUAUUGAUUGCUUAGAGACGGAGUGCCGUUCUAUGCAAUUUUGGGUUCCUUGUGACCGAUUAACGUGCAACAACCAUAAUACAUGGUCCACAAUUUCAGAUAUGCUGUGUGACCUAGGUGUCCCCUUACGUGUUCGGCCUUUCAUGAUUUCUCGUAUCAUUCCAUCGGCCGAAUUAUUGGUGAAACAAAAUCUCGUAAUGGUAAUACCCAUGGUAGUGUCUAUUGAUGUAGUGGGCCGUCCAGAAGACGAAGAUGAAGACGCAGACACAAUGGUGCCAAUGGAGUCGAGGCGAGUGCCGGCUAGCGAGGCAUCUAUUGAGGCCUUGGAGAAGGUGAAAGUCAAAAAUGCAGAUACUAAGAUGCAGUGUGUCAUAUGUUUGGAACAGCUUUUGGUUGGUUCGGAGGCAACCCGGAUGCCUUGCUUGCAUGAUUUCCACGGUGAUUGCCUUGUUCGAUGGCUCGGAAUUAGUAACUUGUGUCCAUUGUGUCGCUUUCGGAUGCCCACUUGAAGUAACUUUUAAUAUUAGUACUGUGUGCCACGCCUGAUGUUAUUAUCUGUAUUAUUGAUCAAUUGUUUUUUUUUUUUUUUUUUGCUGGCUAAUAAACUAUCCAUAUUCUUUUGUUUUUCCUAAAUGAAGAAACUAUCCCUUCCAAUAUUGGGAAGGCUCGUUGCUUUGUCAAACUUCUAU
Cornus florida is the source of this 1086-nucleotide messenger RNA. RefSeq lists its product as uncharacterized. The coding region runs from base 1 to 906 and encodes 301 amino acids. Gene Ontology annotation, cellular component: cytoplasm. The transcript has 2 exons. Gene Ontology annotation, biological process: protein ubiquitination. Gene Ontology annotation, molecular function: ubiquitin protein ligase activity. The record is from RefSeq and is a predicted model, not a curated record. NCBI's taxonomy places the organism in Eukaryota, Viridiplantae, Streptophyta, Magnoliopsida, Cornales, Cornaceae.